CCUUUUCGGUCGGGCUGACCCGUGGGUCAUCGUGCAGCUACUCUCCGUAAACCUCAGUCAUAUUUCCCUAGUUCUUGCUGCUCGAGCCGAACGUGCAUAUCCGCGCUUCUUUUCUUCACCUUGAUGCGGCAAAACCUACGCAUUCCGUGGAUCACCUCGCCGGUACUGCCUCUAAUAUGUUGGCCAGAGAGGGGUCUGCGCGAGCGGAGCCUAUGUCUCGGCCUGUCUUCCCGUAUUGGAGGGCGAGUGGGCCUUCGAGCUCGUCAAUGGAGUUCGGUGCCGAGACGGGGUACGGAUUUGGCGGCAUUUGGUAGCAAAGACGAGGGGCAGGAUGAUAAGCAGGAGUGGAUUCAUUUCGUUGGUGUUGGCGGCGCCGGCUUAUCGGCACUUGCAAUGCUUGCUCUCAAACAAGGUUUUGAGGUUAGUGGCUCAGACAUUAUGUGGAGUAGCUAUAUGGAUAAUUUGCAUAAUUCUGGAGCAAGACUUUUUAUCGGACACUCCAUGUCAAAUAUUGAAAGGAACGAUGGAUUAAGUCUGCCUAAUGCAAUUGUUAUUUCAAGUGCUAUACCUGCAGAUAAUGAGGAGAUUGCACAUGCUAUGUCAGUUGGAGUUCCAAUAUAUAAGCGGGAUCAUUGGUUGAGAAGAAUUACAGAGAAAUACAAUCUUAUUGCUAUUAGCGGAACCCAUGGAAAAAGCACCACUGCAGCAAUGCUUUCAUAUGUCAUGCAUGCCAUGGGGGACAAUCUUGUUGCAGUUAUAGGAGCAAAUGUGCCACAAGUAAGCUGUGUCAACCAAAAGUGUUUUGAUGGAUUAAUAGAAUUUUCAGGAAGUAUUAUUCCAGGGAAAGGUCCAAACUUUGUGCUAGAGGCUGAUGAGUACGAUAACUGUUUUCUUGGACUAUCACCUGAUAUUGCUGUGGUGACUAAUGUAGAAUUGGACCAUGUUGACAUCUUCCAGGAUGAGGAGGCUGUGUUAAAGUCAUUCAAGAAAUUUGUUAAGCAAGUCAAGGCUGGUGGACACCUCAUAUUCUGUGGGGAUAGUGGACUGCACAGUGCAUACUAUCAAUACCACCUUCAGAAGCUAAGGAGUGCAGGUGCUUGUGCAUUGCUUAUUGAGCAGAGGCAGGAAGCUGUUGCAAGCAAUUGUACAUCAGCAAUUUCGGCAAUGUCUAGGCAUGGAUGCACUGUAACAACUUAUGGACUUUCUACAGAUAAUGAUUGGUCUGCAUCCUCUAUUACUCCAAAUUUACUUGGUGGGCAAGAUUAUAUGUUGUGUUACAAGAAAUGCAAAAUUGCAAGGAUCAGCCUACUACUACCAGGGGUUUAUAAUGUUCUGAAUUCUUUAGCGGUUAUUGCUACUAUGGUAACGUUGGUCAAUGGUAAAAAUUCCAUCCAUGAAGCAAUCUGCUUUGUGAGAAACCACUUGAGUAAAUUCAAAGGUGUUUCUCGACGAUUUGAGUUGAUUGGUAAGAUAAAUGGAUGCCAUAUAUAUGAUGAUUAUGCUCAUCAUCCAACGGAAGUUCGUGCUGUCCUCCAAGCGGCUCGGGAAAAAUUCCUAAAGCAAGCAAUAUGGGUUGUUUUUCAACCACACACAUUCAGCCGUCUGUCUGCUUUCAUGGACGAUUAUUCAACAGCCUUCAAAGAUGCUGAUCAUGUUGUCAUAACUAAGGUUUACGGUGCUAGAGAAAGAAAUAUUUGGAAUACCGACGGAGAGGCCCUGGCAAAUGUGAUAGGAGGUAGAUCAACUGAAUACAUACAUGAACUGUGCUUUGUCGAGAAUAGCUCAACAAAUGGGUUGAUGCUUUGGAAUUAGGCUGCAUAGCAAGGAUUUAAGUUCCAGCAGUGAGGGAAGUCUACUAGUAAGUUACAUGCUAGGUUAUCAAAAGAUAGAUCUUGUCCUCGGUCAAAUGGUUUGCAACAGUUCAACAUGGGUUUGUGGGGGACUGUGGUGUCUAAUGAACAAGCAAAUCUUGUGUUUUUAUUUCUCGUCAAAAUGAUACAUGGUGCUAUGGUCUGGCAUGUGUUGUGGCUUGAAACACUACGGAUUAGAAAGUGCUAUUUAUGAAGCACUAUCAAAAUAAUACUUUUGCAAUAAUUUUUUAAGCACAUAAUAGUUUGGAAGUUAUCCAAUUAGAGAAUGUUUAACUUGAGACAGGAUACACUUACCACUUAUCUAAAAGUACAUUUGCUCCCUUAAAGGGCAUAGUAGGUACUAGCAUGCUCCUGCAGCAGAGACAAAGCCACAUUUAAGGCCAGCAGCUCUUGUCAGGCGCAUGUCAACAUAUAGCAACUUCAUAAUCCUUGCCCAACAAAAGAAACAGGGAGGACAAUUUGGUUGGUAGGAGUACAUGUCGACAAUUACCUGGAGGAGAGAAACAUUUGGUUGGUACGAGCAUGGUAGUCAAGGGAGGAUAGUAUAAUUGUCAAUCACAUACUAUAACACUUAUGGCAUAAGGAUACUCCAAGAUCUUUAUCACUUGGAGGUAAAUAAGGGCUCUCUUGGCUCCCAAAGGUCAAAUGACUAUCGGCCUAGUUUGCCAGCUAAAACAGUUAGAUUCCUACUUGGUAGUUAGUUACUCAAAAGGCUUUGUUAGAUGCGACUAAAUGGACUAACACAAUUAAGAAAUCAUUAAAAAUUAUAAAAAGAAGUAAAUCAUGCAUGUGAAUAUGACUCGCAUCAAUCUGGCUUGUGUUCAUAAGUUGCAUCCAUGGAGCAACUAGCUGAUCCAGUCUAAGCCCUUCUGCAUCAAGUUGAAAUAAGAUCUAUAUGUUCAAUUUAUUGCAUUGAUAAAGCAGCAGAGGAGAGCUAAUAUAGUCAAGCAAACUAAAGUCGCAAGCCACCUGAUACUAUGUUGGUUAAGUCAAACACCUUAAUCGUGGUGCAUGAUUUUGAGUCUUUUUCUUUAAUAUGUUCAAUCAGAUAAUUAUACAUGUCUCUGUUGUCACUUAUCAGAAAAGAAGUUAUCAUCAGUCGCAUAUUCUGCAAAUGAUUCGCAGAAUAUAAUAUGAAGAAACGGUGAGGUAAAAAGAAUCAUUCCUAACUAUUAAGCAGCCUAACGGUCUACACAGUGACAAUAACAACUUAAGUUGUAAGCUAACCAUUCAUCUUUUCAAUAAAAUAGUAGAUGAGCAUUUAAGAUGAAGCUAAUACUGGUAUACUGAAAAAGUAUCUUGGAUGCAAUGUGUUUUUGUAUUGAGUUUUCCGAUCGAAUCUUCAUAUCAUAGCAACUGAGCUUCCAAAAAUUAUCAGAAACCCUUGUGUUUUAAUGUUUCAUGUGCUUCACUUAGGAUGAUGUGGUCGAAAAAUUAGCCCUUGCAAUAUCAUCAUAUGAAGAUCGAGAAAUAAUUGUCUUUACACUG
Messenger RNA from Musa acuminata subsp. malaccensis (wild Malaysian banana), 3359 nucleotides. Lineage: Eukaryota; Viridiplantae; Streptophyta; Magnoliopsida; Zingiberales; Musaceae. The record is from RefSeq and is a predicted model, not a curated record.